This is a messenger RNA of Cicer arietinum (chickpea), 1482 nucleotides long. Its product is annotated as pentatricopeptide repeat-containing protein At1g03540-like. Gene Ontology annotation, biological process: RNA modification. NCBI's taxonomy places the organism in Eukaryota, Viridiplantae, Streptophyta, Magnoliopsida, Fabales, Fabaceae. Gene Ontology annotation, molecular function: RNA binding; protein binding. The record is from RefSeq and is a predicted model, not a curated record.
ACUAAAUUAUCGAAAUGCUCAAAAUUAAACACAUUGCAAUUCUUUAUGCCUAUUAAGGUUUGAACAAGUAAUUAGAAUCCCAGUAGUUAUUGAAGAUUCAGCUUUGCCUAAGAGUCCUAUAAGUCUACUAGCACCAUAUGAUGAACAAUCAAAAUCCUUCAAAAUUUGAAGAACUGUCUAUCAUAACCCAAAUUCCUUUCUAACUAUUUGAAUGAUUUAAGGUUAUGGCCAAACAUCAUGAACUCAUGCCAUUUUACGCUACUCUUCUCGACACAUGUUCUUCCUCCAAAAACUUAAACAACCUCAGAAAAAUCCACGCACGCGCCAUCAUUUUCGGAAUUUCACACCAUGAUUUCAUUCGAACAAAGCUUGUAUCUUGCUACGCUUCUUGUUCCCAAUUGCAUCAAGCAAAUAUCCUCUUUUCAUUUACAAAUCGCCAACCCACUUUCCUAUUCAACUCUCUCAUUAGAGCCUAUUCAUCACUUAACAUGUUUUCUCAUUCCCUCUCUCUUUUUCGUCAAAUGGUUAUUUCAUUUAAACCCUUUGAUCGCCACACCUUACCCGUUGUGCUUAAAUCUUGCGCCGGGUUAUCGGCUUUAAGGAUUGGUCAACAAGUUCAUGGAGCAGUUUUGGUCAAUGGGUUUGGUUUAGAUUUGAAAAAUUUGAAUGCUUUGAUACAUAUGUAUGGCAAGUGUGGUCAUUUAGGUUUUGCGCGCAAAGUGUUUGAUGGAAUGUGUGAAAGGAAUGAGGUUACUUGGUCCACGAUGAUGUCGUGUUAUGGGAUGCAUGGUAGGUUUGAAGAAGUUUUUGAGAUGUUUGGUAGAAUGGUGGAAGAAGGAAAGAAGCCGGAUGGUGUUACUUUUACUGCAGUUUUGAGUGCGUGUAGUCAUGGUGGUUUUGUAGAGAAGGGGAGGGAAUAUUUUGAGAUGAUGGAGGUGAGGUUUGGUGUGAAGCCUGAGCUGAGACAUUAUACAUGUAUGGUGGAUAUGUUGGGGAGGGUUGGUUUGGUGGAAGAAGCAGAGAAGUUGAUUUUGAGAAUGGAUGUUGAGCCUGAUGAAGCUUUGUGGGGUGCCUUGUUGGGGGCUUGUAAAACUCAUGGGAAGGUUGAUGUGGCUGAGAGAGUUGUUGAGAGAGUUUAUGGGAGAGAACUGAGUGUUGUUGGAUCAUCAAUUUGAAUUCAAUAUACAUGAUUUUUGCACAUAACAAAACAAGGUUAUACUUCAUUCUUUUAUAUCUUUACUAGCGUAUGGGAUCACCCAUCAUGGGUGAUAGAAAACCCAGCUGGUAUGAAGUUUAGUUUUCUUAUACGCCACACAACUUGGUACAAUGUAGAUAAACAAACUGUGUUUUACUAACAAUGUGAUUCUUGGUGUAAUGUAUUUAGAUAAACGAAUUGUGUUUUAUUUACAACUUUUUACAUUAUGAUUUUUUGGUGUAAUGUGGAUAUGUAAAAUGUGUUUUAUUAAAAAUAUGAUUUUUCUA